Messenger RNA from Labrus bergylta (ballan wrasse), 5973 nucleotides. It is a transcript of the gene pomgnt2, whose product is annotated as protein O-linked mannose N-acetylglucosaminyltransferase 2 (beta 1,4-). Gene Ontology annotation, biological process: protein O-linked glycosylation via mannose. Gene Ontology annotation, cellular component: endoplasmic reticulum. Gene Ontology annotation, molecular function: protein O-acetylglucosaminyltransferase activity; protein binding. The record is from RefSeq and is a predicted model, not a curated record. Lineage: Eukaryota; Metazoa; Chordata; Actinopteri; Labriformes; Labridae.
GGUAUCCAGGCAGCUGCUCUCUGUCUCUCUGCCUUUCUAAGGAGCUAGGCUAGCUGGUAAACAACACCAAAAAAAAAAAAAAAAAAGCCCCGGCGUAGUGUUGGAGAAUGUAAUGACUGAACACGCCGUUGUUUUGAGAAAUAGUCUCGGUAUCCGUCACAGUGUUCUGCUUUUUUUCAUUCCCACUACAUGUCUUGUCUUCCCGUUCAUGACCGUCUCUGCAAAAGAAAAAAAAAAGGCUGGUACACAGAACUGAGACACACUGAUGCUGCCUAAAUGAGCUAACCUUUUUCUACUGUCUCCAGAGACAUAAAGCAACAUUUUCACUGAGAUCUGAGUUGUCGCCCGGCGGUGGAUGUCUCGUCGCCUCCGCCUGAGGUCGGAGGCCAGUUGGAGUCGGGAGGUGGCUCCUGGGCUUCAGCAGUGAUGCGCGCUUCAGUGGCAGGCUGCAGGAUGAGCGUGGGCGCGCUCCUGAACGGGCUGCUGGUCUCUGUGGUCGCAGCGCUCCUUUGGAAGUACUCCAAGCUGAGCGAGCACGCUGCCCUGCUGGAGGAAGAGCUUCACAUGACGCGGCAGUCCCAGGAAGUCUCUCAGGCCCGCAUUGACUACCAUGUGGCCCUGCAGGCUCUUCAGAAACACGGCACCAACAUGGUCUGCACUGGGAAGAUGCACACCGACCGCAUCUGCCGUUUUGACUACCUCUGCUACAGCUCAGAGGCCGAGGAAUUUGUGUUCUUCCACUCCAACUCCUCUGUCAUGCUGCCUAACUUGGGGUCGAGGCGCUUCCAACCCGCUCUGCUGGACUUGUCUUCAGUAGAGGACCACAACACCCAAUACUUCAACUUCUUAGAACUCCCAGCUGCUACUUUAAAGUAUAUGCCUAAGCCUGUGUUCGUACCAGAUGUAACACUGAUUCUUAACCGGUUUAAUCCCGACAACCUAAUGCACGUGUUCCAUGAUGACCUGAUCCCAGCUUUCUAUACGAUGAAACAGUAUUCAGACUUGGAUGAUGAGGCGCGUUUGGUUUUCAUGGAGGGCUGGGGUGAAGGCCCACACUUCGACCUGUACCGACUUCUCAGCAGCAAGCAACCUCUCCUCAAAGAACAGUUGAGGAACUUUGGCAAACUCAUGUGUUUCACCAAGUCUUACAUCGGUCUGUCCAAGAUGACCACCUGGUAUCAGUAUGGUUUCGUCCAGCCACAGGGGCCCAAAGCCAACAUGCUGGUGUCGGGAAAUGAGAUCCGUCAGUUUGCCGUGGCUCUUAUGGAGAAAAUGAACAUCACAAGGGCGGAGGAGGUUGAGAGGGAAGGAGCGAGUGCGGAAGAUGAGAAGGAAAAAGAGAAAAAGGACGAAUACGUCGUUGUGUUUAGUCGUUCAACAACGAGGCUGAUACUGAAUGAAGCAGAGCUAAUCAUGGUGCUGGCCCAGGAGUUCCAGAUGAGAGUGGUCACUGUAUCCCUGGAGGAACAAUCGUUCCCCAGUAUUGUCCAGGUAAUCAGCGGUGCUUCCAUACUGGUCAGCAUGCACGGGGCUCAGCUGGUCACCUCGCUCUUCCUCCCCAGGCGAGCGACUGUUGUGGAGCUCUUCCCUUUUGCUGUGAACCCGGAGCAGUACACGCCCUAUAAAACCCUGGCCUCCCUUCCAGGCAUGGACCUGCACUAUAUCUCCUGGAGAAACACCAUGGAGGAGAACACCAUCACCCACCCAGACAGACCGUGGGAGCAAGGGGGCAUCGCUCACUUGGAGAAGGAGGAGCAAGAGCGAAUACUCGCGAGCAAAGAUGUCCCCAGGCACCUUUGCUGCCGCAACCCAGAGUGGCUCUACCGGAUCUACCAGGACACUUUGGUGGACAUCCCUUCUUUCCUGGAAGUCCUCAAAGAGGGAAUGAAAACAAAGCCCAGCAUGAAGAAGUCAAAGACGGCAAGCACAGUCCACCCAGGGCGGGUCAGAGAACCACAGUGUCAGACCUCAGUACAAACCACUAACGAGGCGAAGCUCACCGUGUCUUGGCAGAUCCCGUGGAAUCUAAAGUACCUAAAAGUGAGGGAGGUCAAGUACGAGGUUUGGAUCCAGGAGCAGGGAGAGAACACCUAUAUGCCUUAUAUCCUCCCCCAACAGAACUACACUUUUUCAGAAAACAUUAAGCCCUUCACCACAUACCUGGUGUGGGUGAGGUGCAUCUUCAACAAGAACCUCCUGGGCCCUUUCGCAGAUGUUCUCAUGUGCAGGACCUAGGGCAAGCACCUUUCCUGUUGGUUGCUGCGCAGUUUCACACAGAAGUGGAGUCCUGCCUGUUCCAAACAAUCAUGAUGGAAAUUCUGUUUUUCCAACACAGGUGAUAUGGCUGUUGAACUAUUGCAAGGUCAUGUUUCUUUGGCCUCUAAAUGAAACAUAAAAGACUUGUGGAUAAAUUGCAAAACAAAUUAAAAACUUGAAGCACAGGGUCUGAACUCAAUGGCAACAGCCAUUAUUGAAUGGAAAUGUUAUUUCCUGCACCUUUGAAAGAAAGAAAGAGCUAAACCGUGUCUGUACGGAAACUCCCAGAAUUCAAAUCAACAGAUUUAUUUAUGUGCAAAAUAAUAUAUAAUGUUUCUAUAGUAUUAGUCAAAAACACUGAUUCUUAACCUUUUACAGUAUGCAAUGUAGCUUUUCUGUUGAGAGAGAUUUUUUAGAAUAGAGAGACUUUUUAUGUUUCUGACUUGUCUAGUGUCGUGUGUGUGUAUGUGUGUGUGUGUGUAUGUAUGUGUGUGUGUGUGUGUGUGUGUGUGUGUGUGUGUGUGUGUGUGUGUAUGUGUAUGUGUGUGAUACCUGUGUGGCUCAUUUCCCUAUCAAUUGUUCAAUUACAUCCUCAGUAUUCUGCAGAAACUAGCCAAAACCAAAGCAACUUUUUCCACCUGAUUUCAGCCAAUCAUCAUUCAUGCCAUUACCUUCUUAUGUUAUAGAUCUCUCAUACCUCUGAUGUUGACUUAGAAACUGUACAUGUUGUGUCAAAAAGUUUCCAGGAGGAGGUUUAAUGAAUGCCAUGGGUAAUAUUGUUGGAGUCAGAAUACUGAAUGAGCCUUUUGAAAGAAAGACAAACUCGACGCAGCCACAAAUAAUUCAAGUCCAUUUUAAUGCAUGAAUAAAAGAUUUUUUCUAAUUGUCACACAAAUUACAUCUGUUUUAAAGUUCUGAGUGAAUCUGUGACCAUAAGUUAUAAUUAGUAAGCUGUUCUCAAACGCUGCUGGAAAGUUGGAUUUGAAUGUGAACGUGUUAAAGCAUCUUUAUUAUGAGAAGGCAUGAUGCCACAUAGUUCAGAUGUCUGUCCAGCUCUUGUUAUUAGAUUAAACAAAGUUACUAAUUAUGUAUCACUUUACAGUUUGAAAUGUUUUCUAGCUGGUCAGAAGAAUUCAGCUGUUGCAUCUUCAGUUGAAACAAAGGACGAAGCGGGGCUGCCCCUGCUGGUCGACCGAGGGUUAGUUGAUUUAAAAGAACAAUUAAAUUGUCUUCAUUUGUUUAGUUGCAGAAAAAAGCCACAAGCUCUGUCUAAGAGCUGCACCUUUUCUUCUUCUGUAAGGCCCAUCUGACGAUUAUUUUAACAAUACUGUAGAUUAAUUGGGUGAUUAUAUUUUUUAAUAAUUUGAUGAAUUGGAUUUUAAAACAUUAUUAUUAUUGCCACCCGCGUUCAAAACCAGAACACAGUUGAACAAGCAACAACGGGUUGUUAUUGCAACGUCCCUGAGCUGUGACACAAAAUGAAAUGAUGAACCCUAUAAAAGCGGUGAAACUGACCACCAAUAAUUAUUUUCCCAGAUUAUUUCUCAGUGCUUACACAGUAAAGCAGUGCUCUCAUGUGUCAGAGGACCCACCCCCAACUCAUUCAUGAAAUAUCCCAACCCAAAUUUUUCAACAAUCAGAUUUAUUUAACGAAACAUUUGUGCAGUUUGGACUUAACACAGUGCAAAAUGUGACAAAAAAAAAAGGAAAAAAUAUGUUUUAGUAGCGCUACACGGAUUUUCCUGACACAGGCAAACAUUCGCGACCCACCUUAAACGGCUCUGCUUCCGACCCACUUUUGGGUCCUAACCCACCGUUUGAGAACCACUUCUCUAAAGAACUCGGCUCCUCCACAGUAUCCUACAGUAAGGUGCUGAAUUCUGUUAACAUGCAGCCUUCAUCCUCUCAGCUCUCUGUUCUGCCCUCCAUACAGCAAACCAUCUCAUUCACAGGUCAACACAUACUGAGGCGUGGUCACCUGCCUUUGUCAUUUCAUAAAGACGCACAGGUUACGUUAGCGGUGCAGACAGACGGUGAUGAUGUUCUUUGUCCCGUCUGCAGACUGUUGGCUACGAGCUCCGCAUCACAACACGAUGACUGACAGCCGGGAAUGUCUACAUGAUGAAAAGAUCUGAAAUAACAGACAGAUGUUCUGGAUUAGGAGGGAUAGUUGAGAUUGAAUAUUUUUAAAUGGGUCUUAACUCUUUUUUUUCUUUUCUUUUCUGCUUUUCAUUGUGUUUUAGAUGAGUUAGUAUGUGCUCAUUUACUCUCUCUGUACUGGCACUGUGCACUGGUUGGUUAUAGGCCUAGGCCUUUUUUAUUUUCUAUUUUUAAAAGAGUAGGGAUGUACUGAUGCUUCAGUUUAACAUCAGUACUGGAAGAUUUUGGCCCUGUAGACAGACAUUGGCCCAUCUUCAAAUAAGGUGGCAUGAACCGAUGUCAGCAGCCGAUGGUUAUCUAAUAUGUCAUAUCAAUGAAAUUCUGGCAUCUAGUACACCAAACUGCUGAUUCUGAUAAUAGUUCAUAAGACUUUUAUUGGGCUGAAGAAGUCACAUGUUGGACCAACUCUGACAUGGUCCAACAUGAGAGAAAAUGUCGGCCCGCAGGGAGUUUAACACCUUAAAAAAAUAAAUGAAACACACCAAACAUCGGAAUCAGUACCCACCCUGAUUUUCACAAUCGUUGCAUCUCUAUAUCGUAGUUGAAAAUAAAUGUUCCAUCCUCUGGCUAAUCUUUUUAGACACAUUUAGAGAUGAGCAAUGUUGAAGAAGCACAGUAGGGUUUCCUGGCACAGCUUCACAGACUAACAAGGUGCAUGGAGAGUGGACGGCUUGAAGCUCCACCAUCACUUGUGGUAUGAAGAUCACCUUUAUUCACUUUGUUAGACCGACACGUUUCAGCUCCUGAGCUUCACCAGGGUCAUCCAAAAUGAGAUAUUCAAUUACCAUUGUUGUUAGGUUGCAAUGAUUCAAAGGCUAAUUUAACAUUUUGUUAUAGUUCUCUGUAAUGAAGCACACUGUUGACACUGUUACAUGAAACACACUUUAACAACCCUGAAAGUCAAACUGUUAUCUGAUGCUCCAAAAAAAAAAAACAAUGAUCAGUACACAAGGAACAGGACGUCUUUGGUCAGGGGCAGCCCCACACCCACAGCUGUGAAACGUUUUAUUGUGUCAUGUUUUAAAUGCUGCUUCUUUGUAGCUAGACUGCAAAAUGUAUUUAGUUUUUUUGACACUUGAAUUCGAGUUUUGAGUAUAUUGUAGAAUAGAUGUAGCAAGAGAUGUUUUAUGGGAUGGCACAUUUCCACCAACCUAUCCUGUUUUUAGUUACCAUUGUUUAGACGUCAUGUCUGUUUUCAUUGCUUGAUUACUCUCUUUGUAAUGUCUUCAAGAUCCUUUUGACCCCACAUCUUCAUUUAUCCUUUUGCCAAACAUCCCUUGUGUCACUUUUUUCACAGACAUUGAUAUUUUUCCGCUAAAGUUCUCAAAUGCAGUUGUGUCUGUCGAUGCAUGUUUAAGAGAUUAUUUUGAAGCCAUUGUUGUGGAUGCAGGAUGCGAUGGUUUGGUACUGUAUGUGUUUGUAUUGUUGGCUAUCUGCAAGGCGUCGUACAGUAUGUGCUGAGUGAAACGAGAGUCUGUUUUCUAUAUUAGCGAAUAGUUUGAGUUUCUUUUUUCAGUAACCGUGCUGUGAUUGAAUUAAAGAAGCAUAUUUCUUACA